AAGCUGGACCAUUACAUGGGUGCACUUUCCCACGUAAAUUUCGUAUUUCCCAUAAAGGACAGGCCCUGUUUGGGAAUUUCUCUCACCAAUCGUAACUCUUCUCUCUCCUCUCCCAAAUUCAACAACCCUCUCUCUCUCUCUCUCUCUCUCUCUCCUUCGUUGCUCUUCUUUAAAAGGGAUCUCAAUCUUUCCGCCCUUUUUCUCCGCCGUGGAGUUGGAUUCAUCGCCGCCAAACUCGAUCCGAUACUCAUCAAGGAUCCGCAGCCCGCAGCCAUGAUCCGCAGCGCCGCCCGCCCUUCGCCGCCGGCGCCGGUUGCCGCCUCCGAUGCCCGCCGACUCUUGUCUGCACUCCCUUCCGCUCUUUCUAUGAAAAAUCCUGGUUCUUUGUCUCUCAAGCCCCUCUACUUGACUUCCCUACCUGCCUUCGGAUCUGGAUCCGAUAAGCAGCGAGGCUUCUCUCUGAGGAGCCGUGCUUAUGAGGCUGAUCGAAGUGAAGGGGUUCCGGUGCCGGUUCCGGCGACGGAGGAGGUAAAGUCGGAGGCGGCACAGAAGGUGAAGAUUGGGAUCUACUUCGCGACGUGGUGGGCGUUGAACGUGGUGUUCAAUAUAUAUAACAAGAAGGUGUUGAACGCGUACCCGUAUCCGUGGCUCACGUCUACGCUGUCGCUGGCGAUGGGAUCCCUGAUGAUGCUUACCUCUUGGGCUAUCAGGAUCGCUGAGCCGCCGAAGACUGAUCCCGACUUUUGGAAGGCUCUUUUCCCGGUGGCGGUGGCACACACAAUUGGGCAUGUGGCGGCAACAGUGAGCAUGUCAAAGGUGGCAGUGUCAUUCACCCACAUUAUUAAGAGUGGGGAGCCAGCAUUUAGUGUUCUGGUGUCAAGGUUUUUGCUGGGGGAGACGUUUCCUGCUUCUGUGUAUCUGUCACUGGUGCCAAUUAUUGGGGGUUGUGCUCUUGCUGCGGUGACCGAGCUGAACUUCAACAUGAUUGGAUUUAUGGGUGCAAUGAUUUCAAACCUUGCAUUUGUCUUCCGGAACAUUUUCUCAAAAAAAGGCAUGAAGGGCAAGUCAGUUAGCGGGAUGAACUACUAUGCCUGCCUGUCAAUGCUGUCUCUCCUAAUACUCACACCUUUCGCCAUUGCCGUGGAGGGCCCCCAGAUGUGGGCAGCCGGUUGGCAGAAGGCGCUCUCAGAAAUUGGUCCCAAUUUUGUCUGGUGGGUUGUUGCUCAGAGUGUGUUCUACCACUUGUACAACCAAGUGUCCUACAUGUCACUGGAUCAAAUUUCUCCUUUGACAUUUAGCAUUGGAAACACCAUGAAGAGGAUUUCGGUAAUUGUCUCGUCUAUCAUUAUCUUCCAUACGCCUGUCCAGCCCAUCAACGCCCUUGGAGCAGCCAUUGCCAUCCUUGGAACUUUCCUCUACUCUCAGGCUAAACAGUGAGUAUUCCAAAAGGCCUAGUGCAUCUUGUCACAGUGUCAGUCCUCCAAUGAAUUGUCUUCUAUGAGUUGCUGGGGUUGUUGGUGAUGUUGGCAGAGCUAAUCUCAAGCAGCCUUUGUAGCGGUUUGUUUUUGUAGAUAUCAUUUGCCGAAGAACAAAAUUAAUUAGAUUUUGCAGUGGUUGCAGUAUCUAUAUGAUUUCAUACAAGGCCCUGAAUGUCCUCAAAAGGGCUACUACUACUACAACUAUGAUGAUGAAUAAAUUUCAGGAUAGAUUGAUGCACUUAGGUUUGAGUUUGAAGGGAUACCUUCUUCUAAUAACGGGCUGUUAAUGCCAUGUUUGCCAUAUUCUUGGCAUUCACUAGAUAUAUAUUAGUUUGCUUUCUGCU
This is a messenger RNA of Dioscorea cayenensis subsp. rotundata (Guinea yam), 1822 nucleotides long. RefSeq names its product glucose-6-phosphate/phosphate translocator 1, chloroplastic-like. The transcript has 5 exons. Gene Ontology annotation, biological process: transmembrane transport. The record is from RefSeq and is a predicted model, not a curated record. The coding region runs from base 16 to 1437 and encodes 473 amino acids. Gene Ontology annotation, cellular component: membrane; Golgi apparatus. Gene Ontology annotation, molecular function: antiporter activity; triose-phosphate transmembrane transporter activity; phosphoglycerate transmembrane transporter activity. NCBI's taxonomy places the organism in Eukaryota, Viridiplantae, Streptophyta, Magnoliopsida, Dioscoreales, Dioscoreaceae.